Messenger RNA from Phytophthora sojae, 472 nucleotides. RefSeq names its product Avr1b-1 avirulence-like protein (gene Avh1b94). NCBI's taxonomy places the organism in Eukaryota, Oomycota, Peronosporomycetes, Peronosporales, Peronosporaceae. The transcript has a single exon. The record is from RefSeq and is a predicted model, not a curated record. Bases 50 to 472 code for a protein of 140 amino acids.
UCUCCAGCAACCAAGGUACUGUAUCGAGGAACGACUUCCAGUCCUAACCAUGCGCUUCUGCUUCGUCGUUCUUGUGGCUGCGGUCGCCCUCUUCUCGACCACCAACACUGUGGCUGCUGCCAACACCAAGGUGGAGUCGUCGGAUGCUGUUCGUGCGCUCGCUGACCAGAACAACGUGGACGUCGAGCGUCUCCUGCGGAUCGUCGAAGAGACCGAGGACGUCGAGGACCGCGCCGUCGGCGCCUCGGUGCUGCAGAAGCUCAAGGACGCGGUCAUGAAGAUCAAGUUCAGCUCCUGGUACAACGCCAACAUGACGCCGACGGAAGUCAACACGAUGCUCAUCGCGCAGGGCGGCAAGGUGGACUGGGUCGUGGCCACGGCCUACGCGGCGUACUUCCGCAAUCUCAAGUACGGCCCGUACGGGAUCGACAUGGUCAACAGGAAGAAGAAGGAGGAGGAGGACACCGCUUAG